AUGUCGUUUGCGGAGUGGCUUGCGGCCUGCACGCAGCUCGCCUCCGAGGUCUUUGGCGCAGACGGCGCGCUGGCCGCGGCCGCAGCCGGCGGGGCUGCUUGGCAGCUCGCGGCGGCGGCCGCCUCGGCCGCGGGCGACGGUGACAGUGAUGACGUGGGGGCCGUCAGGGAGGGCCUCAGCAGCGGCGCCUCCAGCGCACGCGCGGCGGCGCUGGCCGACUUGGCGCGCUCUCAGCUAGACCAGGCGGCCGCCGCACUUGCAGCUGCUAUCAAUAGCGCAGACGGCGUUGGCAGCGCCGCCGCCGCAGCAGCGGCGGCGGGCGUUUUGCCGCCCGCGGCGCUGGCGCGCGCCGCCCUGGCCGCCAGCCCCGCAGCCCCGCCCGCCGCGGCCGCCGCUGUCGUCGCCAGCUGCUGCGGCGCGCUCGCGCCGCUCUGCGCCCUCUUGGGCGCCCCCCUCGACACGCGCUCAGAAGCGCAGGCCCCCGGCCCGAUCGCGGCCGGCGGCCGCGCUGUGGCGCUCCUCGCUGCGUCGCAUCUUUUCGGCGCCCUCGCAAGCCAGUUGCGGCUGCACGGGGACGAGCGGCGGCGGCAGCGGCGAAAAAGGGGCGGCGCCAUCAAUGGCGCCAGCGAUGGCACAGCAGCAGAAGCAGCAGCAGGAGCAGCAGCAGGAGCAGCAGCAGGAGCAGCAGUCGACGGAGCCUUGUGCCCAGCCAGCCUGCGCCGCCUCACGCGCUCCGCUGUGGCGCUGCUGCUGCUGCCGAGCGAGCUCGGCGCCGGCAGCGGCAGCGGCAGGAGCGGCAGCAACGGAACCCCCGACGCGCUCGCCGCGGCAUGCGGCCUGCCGCUGGUGGCGUUUAUCGAGCAGGGCGCUCUAGCCCUGAUUACGGGUCCCGGCGGCAGCAGCAGCAGCAACGAGCAGGCGGCAGCUGAGGCUGCUGAGUCAGACGGGUUUGUUUUCGCGCUGGACUGCUACAUUCAGCUGCUGCAGCGCCUGGCGCCGCCACCCAUCUGGCCGCGCCUGCCGCCCGGCCAUUGGGAGCUCGACGACCUCUCAGCCCUCGCGUCGGCCGGCGGUUGGGACGGUUGGAGCAGCGGUUGGGACGGCGGUUGCGGCGGCGCCAGCCGCGCCGCGCCCCUCCCCGCAGCCCCGGCCGCGUUGCUCUUCGAGGAGGUCCUCGGCAGAGGCGGCGGCGGCGGCGGCGGCGGGGGCGGGGGCGGCACGGCGCUGCUGCGCCAGGGGCUGCUAAUCGGCCUGAGGAGCGCCGUCGGCGCGGCGCGGCGCCACCACCUGCUGGAGAUGCACCCACUCAUGGAGCGGCGCCUGUCGGCGGCGGCGGACGCGGGGGCGCUGAUGGGACCGCUGCAGGCACGUGCUGAUUUCGCUGCUCCGGGUGGCACCGCUGCAUUGUUGGUUGUCCUGGAGUCCACCCAAGGCAGCCAGCCUCUGAGGCAGCUCUCGCACCACGCGCCCGCCUACACCUCUGCACUCUCGGCCGCGCUCGCACGCCUGGCCGCGGCGCCGGGGCCGGCAGCGGGGCCGGCCGCGGGGGUUUCAGGUUGCAGCGGCGGCGGCGGCGGUGGCGAAGGGGCGGGCGAAGUUGGGCGCCUCGCGGCCGCAGCGUGGGUGUCGAGGUGUUUGGAGUCGGUGGUGGGGAGGGAGGGGUCGUUUCCGCUGCAUGCGGCGGCGGUCGCGUCCGUGGCGCAGGCCGCUGCGGCGGCGCUCGCCCACGCCAGCGCCGGCGCCGACGCCGCGCCCGGUGAGGCGGCGGGCGCCGCCGCGGGCGCCGCAUGCGGCCUGCUGGCGUCGCUGCUGCGCCACCGGACGCGGGAGAUGCGGCGGAUCAUGGCGCCGGUGGUGGCGGCCUGCCGGGCGGCGCUGCGCGUGGCCGUUAGCGGCGGUGGCGGCGGCGGCGGGGCGCACCGCUUGUACUGCUCGGAGCAGCUGGCGCGCAUGUACCAGGCGGUAUCGGAUCAACGGCAGCUGCUGGGUAGCUACUGCCACCUGCUGCUCGCCGACUACGUGGUCGCGUCCGCCGCGGCGGCCCCCGCCGGCCGCGGGGGCCCCGACGCGGCCGCCGCCGCGCUGCGGCGCGGCGCGCACGCGCUGUUUGGGGCAGUCGGGGCGGCGGAGUUGCAGCACGUGCAUGCGGUCGUCGGCGGCGGCCCCGCGGGCGCGGCGCGGCGCGCCGCGCUCGCAGAUCUGAGGGCGAGCCAUGAUCGGGAGUUCCAUUUCGCGGGCAAGACGUAG
Molecule: messenger RNA, 2247 nt
Organism: Monoraphidium neglectum
Lineage: Eukaryota; Viridiplantae; Chlorophyta; Chlorophyceae; Sphaeropleales; Selenastraceae
Exons: 2
Coding region: 1-2247 (748 amino acids)
Biological process (GO): ribosome biogenesis
Cellular component (GO): nucleolus
Source: RefSeq, a predicted model, not a curated record